This is a messenger RNA of Podospora pseudocomata, 8165 nucleotides long. Its product is annotated as Type I Iterative PKS. The coding region runs from base 116 to 8008 and encodes 2630 amino acids. The transcript is spliced from 5 exons. Gene Ontology annotation, biological process: secondary metabolite biosynthetic process; fatty acid biosynthetic process. Gene Ontology annotation, molecular function: 3-oxoacyl-[acyl-carrier-protein] synthase activity; phosphopantetheine binding; fatty acid synthase activity. The record is from RefSeq and is a predicted model, not a curated record. Lineage: Eukaryota; Fungi; Ascomycota; Sordariomycetes; Sordariales; Podosporaceae.
GAUCUUUAACAACAUCACUCAACUGAUAUCUCAACGACAGACACAUUCUACCUAUCUAGGUAUUCAACAUUUACGCAACCAACACAGUAUUCGUUGUUGAGACCGAGCCAUCGCAAUGGCCUCCAAUUCAGAACCCCAACGCGAGCAACAUGAGCCAGUUGCCAUUGUCGGCAUGGGAUGCCGUUGGCCCGGCGGUAGCCACACUUCAGAACAGUUCUGGAACUUCCUCUGCAACAAGGUCGAUGGCUGGAAAGAGUUUGACGACCCACGCUUCUCCUCCAAAGGCUUCCACCACCCAAACUCCGACCGCCCAGGAGGCUUUGCCAUGAAGGGGGCAUUCCUGGGUCGGGAUGAUGCUAGGCUGUUUGAUCACAGCUUCUUUGGGAUGACCCAACUAGAGGUGGAGACAAUGGACCCUUCACAGAGAAAGCUGCUCGAGUGUGCUUAUGAAGCCAUUGAGAGUGCUGGCGAGUCGCUCGAGAGUAUAUCUGGGAAACGGACUGGUGUUUUUGUUGGCAACUUCUGCCUUGACCAUUGGACACUGCAGUCACGAGACUGGGAUAAUCCGAGACCGUAUGCCUUUGUGGGAGCAGGCACCAGCAUUCUUGCCAACAGAAUCAGUUACAUCUUUAAUCUCCAGGGACCAAGCUUGACCAUUGACACAGCGUGUUCGAGCUCCAUGUAUGCCGUCCACUGUGCUGUCAACGCUAUCCGUGCCGGAGAUUGUGACUCUGCUAUCGUGGCUGCAGGCAACUGGAUAGCAGACCCUACGGUCCAAAUAGCCCUCGAUAAGCUUGGUGCUUUGUCUGCGUCGUCGAGAUGCCACACCUUUGAUGCCAGAGCCGAAGGCUAUGCACGUGGAGAGGGGUGGGGAGCCAUCUACCUGAAGAGACCCUCGACCGCUUUGGCGGAUAACUCGCCUAUCCGAGCUUUUAUUCGAGGCAGUGCUGUGAACUCUAAUGGUAGGACUGGUGGAAUCACGAGGCCCAGUGCUCUCGGCCAAGAGACGGUGAUUCGUGAAGCAUAUCGCAAUGCUGGUGGCCUUCCGUUCAAGGACACCAGUUAUUUCGAAUGCCAUGGAACAGGCACUUAUGUGGGAGAUCCAAUCGAAGUUGCGGCCGUGGGCAGGGUCUUUGCCUCGGUGCGAGAGCCAAGGGACCCACUCCUUGUCGGAUCAGUCAAGAGCAACGUGGGACACGGAGAAGGUGCAAGUGCUCUGGCGUCCAUCAUGAAAGUGGUGCUGGCUCUGGAGCGCGGUGCGAUUCCGCCCGUUUACGACCUCCAGACACGCAACCCCAACAUCGACUUUGACGCCGCCAAUGUGCAGCCCGUCACGGAAGUUACACCGUGGCCCGAGGGAAAGAUCCGACGUGCGUCUAUCAACUCAUUCGGAUACGGUGGUGCCAAUGCGCAUUGCAUCAUCGACCAUGUCACCAACGUCUGGCCGGAUUAUGUCGCUCCUGGCGUUUUCAACAAGAGCAGGGCGGUGACCAGCGGUCAUACCAACGGCCAUGCCAAUGGGCAUACAAACGGAUCGACAAACGGUCACACAAAUGGCAAUGGCAAUGGCACGUCAAAUGGCCAUCAGAACGGUUCUGUCCAACACAGUCCCGUCGUCAAGAUCAAGACGACUGCCGUGCCCGGGGCCAGCACUCGCCAAUCUGUUCUGCUGCCUCUCUCAGCGCACAAUGAACAAUCCCUCAAGCUCAACAUCGAAGCCUUGGCCAAGGCUAUUGACCAGUUCCCCUUGGCAGAUGUCGCAUACACACUCGGUAACCGUCGGUCUAAAUUCGCCCAGCGAUCCUUUGCCAUUGUGGACAAGGAUAAUGUCGCCAACGACCUUCUCAGUGUAAUCGACAAGAAGCCGACCAGAGCUCCGCUGCAUACCGCCAGUCUUGGAUUUAUCUUCACUGGACAGGGUGCUCAGUGGCAUGCUAUGGGGUCGGACCUUUUCCAGUACCGCAUCUUCCAAAACACCAUCCAGCAUCUUGACCAUGUCCUCGGCACGCUCUCCAACGUCCCUGCGUGGUCGUUGUACGACAUUCUCUCUGGAAACUGCGAUCCCUCCUUGAUCCAAACCGCCGAGGUCUCACAAGCUGCCUGCACGGCUGUUCAAGUCGCCCUUGUCGACCUUCUUGCUUCCUGGUCUAUCCGUCCUUCAGGUGUGGCUGGGCACUCAUCUGGAGAGAUCGCUGCUGCCUAUGCUUCUGGUCGGAUCACUGCUGCCGAGGCCAUAGUCGCUGCUUAUCUCCGAGGCCAGGCUGUCUCCAGAAACAAGCAAACAGGUGCCAUGUUGGCUGUCGGGCUUGGAUUCGAUGACGUUGUCAAAUACCUCGACGGCAAAGAGGACGAGGUCAAGGUGGCUGCCAUCAACUCCCCUGGUAGCGUGACCCUAUCCGGAGAGGAGCCCACCGUCGACAGCAUUUCGGCGGCCAUGACAGCGGAUAGUGUGUUUAACCGGAAGCUCAAGACCGGUGGCAAUGCCUAUCACUCACACCACAUGAUCCCCAUCGGCCGUGAGUAUGUCGAGCUCUUGACUGAGGGGACCGAGCACCUUCGUAAACUUGGCCUGGCCUCGUCCGAUGAUGCCGCCCGCUACCAGCCCACACUCUGGGUCUCCUCCGUAACUCCCGCGAAGAGCACAUCCGGUCUCGGCAGUGAUGAUCUCGCUUCCUACUGGAGAGCCAACCUCGAGUCCCCAGUUCGUUUCUCAGAAGCGGUGGCAGGUCUGGUGCAGAACGCCGAGGGGGUUCCUAUCCACGCUCUCGUCGAGAUUGGACCUCAUCCUGCGCUCAAAAGCCCUCUUGAGCAGAUCCUGAAGGCAGCGGGUGUCAAGAAUGUUGCGUAUGCUGGGUCGACACUGAAGCGAGGAGAAGGCGCUCAGACAUCGAUGCUGCAACUUGCUGGCUCGCUCUUCGCUCUGAACAGUGAAGUGAACAUUGCGGCCGUGAACGCGGUUGAAUCUUCCCACGAUGGGAAGGGAGAUCUGGAGCAUGGAGUUACCUGUGUUGACCUACCACCGUACCGGUAUACCUACGGUGGUCUCAACUACCACGAGAGUCGGGCAAGCAAGGAGUAUCGCUACCGAUCUAUUCUCCGACACGAUCUUCUUGGAUCCAAGAUUGCGGGCAAUGCCAAACUUCGACCACAGUGGCGAAACAUUCUUCGUCUCAAGGACGUUCCCUGGCUCGGUGACCACAGGCUCUUACCUGAUGCCGUUCUGCCUGGUGCAGGGUAUCUGGCCAUGGCCAUCGAGGCUAUUGCCCGUAUUCACAACGAGCUGCCUUCCAAUCCCCCCAUCGAAGGCUUUGUGCUCGCCGACGUAUCCAUAAAGAAGAGUUUGGUCAUUCCAGAAGACGAUUACGGCGUUGAAGUCUUGACCAGCUUGGAACUUGUUGACGCGCAGACACCAGCGUGGGCCACCUUUUCCAUCAGCUCCGUGGGCAGAGAAAGCGAAGAGUGGAUGGAACACUGCACUGGUAGAAUCAAGGUCGCUCUUGAGGGCUCAGAUGACUCCGUGGAGAAGACUGCUGUUGCGCCCUCCACCCCAAGGGCUCUUGAUGGGCGGGUUUGGUAUGAGAAGUUUGCCGAAAUUGGUCUCGGUUACGGAGAGACCUUUCAUCCAAUCUCUCAUAUCCGCAGUGAUCCCACAUCCAACGUCGCAGUGGCAACCCUCAACUUGCGGUCCACAGCCGGGCUUAUCAAGGGUGGGGAGUCGGCCUAUCCCUUGCACCCUGCUUCCCUUGAUGGUGCCAUUCAGUUGGGUCUGAUCGCCUGCCACGCCGGCCGUUCUGAGGACGCCACCACGGCAUUCGUGCCGGUCCAGCUUCCCCGGCUCUAUCUGUCGAACAAUAUCAAUGACUUGGCCGGAGACAAGUGCACCGUCGUGGCCCAUGGCGAAAAGCGUGGUAUUCGUGGUGCUCAUCUUGACUUGCAGUUGCUCGGGCCUAAUGGUGAAGUGAUGCUUGAUGCCGAGGGUCUUCGGUGCAUCAGCUAUUCCAGUGCAGCCAAGACCACCGAGGACAGAACCUUUAGCAGCCCCUUCACUCGGCUGGUAUGGAGGCCUGACAUCCGCACUCUGCGCAAUGGUCGCGCUCGCGAGAUGUACCCUCCCCCAAGGGAUAACGUCAAGAAGGCACCAUCGUGGGGUAUCACCAACAAACUAGCCCACUUUGUCGUUUACAGCAUGUACAUGAUGUACGGCACGCUCCCUGAGGAUGACAUGCCUAAGCCCUCAGGGGAUGUUGGUCAUUUCUUCGACUGGAUCAAGCGAAAGGGACAAAACGACAACUCUGAACUCAUGCAAGAAGCUCGGGAAUAUGCUAAGCAAGGUCUUCUUCUCAACAAGAUCGAUGAGCUUGUCAGCGAGGCCCCGGAUGUCAUUGAAGUUCAGGCUGCCAAGUUGCUCCAUGACAGCAUGGCCGACAUUCUCUUUGAGCGCAGGACUGGUAUUGAUGUGCUCAUCAGUGAAGGUCUCCUGACCCCAUUGUACAAGGAGGGUCUCCUCAUGACGGGUAUCUAUCCUCAACUUCACAAUGUUCUCGCUGGUGUUGCUCAUAGCAACAGCCAUCUGCGUGUUUUGGAGAUUGGUGGAGGUACAGGUGGCGCCACCCGGAUUGCCAUGAAGGCCUUCAAUGGACCGAAUGGUAUCAAGUCUUACAAGGACUACACCUUCACCGACAUCUCGGCCGGAUUCUUGUCCGGAGCCCGCGAAUCCAUGGCCGACUUGCGGGAUGUCAACUUUUCCGUGUUUGACAUUGAGGUUGACCCUGUUGAGCAAGGAUAUGUUGAGAAGAGUUAUGAUCUUAUCAUCGCCUGUCAGGUGCUUCACGCCACCUCCAACAUGAAGAGGACUUUGACCAACUGCCGAAGGCUUCUCAAGCCUGGCGGACAACUCGUUCUUGUUGAGACGACGGAGAACUUUAUCGUUCCAGGUGUGGUGGUCGGUACCUUUACGGGCUACUGGAGCGGUAUCCCUGACGGUCGAGUGGAUGCGCCUUUCCAAAGCCUUGCAUCUUGGGACCGGACUCUCAAAGAAGCUGGGUUUCAGGGGCUAGAUGUUGUCUUGGACGACUUCCCCGAGCCUCACAACACAACGUCCGUCAUUCUCUCUACUGUACCACCAGAGGAGUUUCCUGUCUCUGGAGAGGGCACUGUUCAUGUUCUUCAUUCGGGCAGCGAGGCACCUGCACUUCUUCAACACCUUGCUCAGGAGUUCCAAGGCCGCGGCAUUACUGUCAAGCCCGGCACCUUUGACUGCAUAGGCGAGCUUCCCUCAGAGUCUCGUGUGGUGGCCCUCUUCGACGAUGGGCAUCUCCUUCUCAACGCAAGCGAGGAGGACUUCAGCAGGUUUCAGCAACUGGUCAGGCAGUCGUCAAGUCUGGUGGCGAUCACGAGCUCUGGAGUAGCCAAGGGGCUGAAUCCAGAUGCUGCUGUCAUUCCGGGACUGCUCCGUGUGCUCCAGAACGAAAAUCCCGGGGCUCAGUACAUGUCUGUUGACAUUGCGACCGACAAUUUCACCAUCGAAGCGGCAGAGGACCAGCAACACUUUGCCAAGUGCAUCGCCGACUAUGAGUCUGAGCUUUAUGGCGCUACUCGGUCUCCGCCGCUGGACGACAUUGAAGGCAACCCCAAGGAUCGUGAGCUUUCCUGGCAAGACGGUUACUUUUCCGUCAGCCGUCAUGUCCCUGAUACAGGGUUCCACUCCCAGCAUGGCCUGGAUAGCAGGAAGUUCAAACCUGAUACCAUGCCUCUGGGCAGCCAGGGUGCGGUGAAGGCGACAUUUGAGACUCCUGGUGUGAUCAACUCAUUGUGCUUCGAGCCAUACAAGGAGAUUCUUCAGCCUCUCCCAGCUGGCUUCAUUGAUGUUGCUGUUGCAGCUGUCGGUCUCAAUGCUCGAGACCUCGACACUUGGACGGGUCGUUUGGACAGCGAUCACUUUUCUUCAGAGUACUCGGGCGUCAUCACUGCAGUCGGUGCCAACGUUGACGGCCUGAACGUCGGCGAUCGUGUGUGUGGUUUGGGCAAAGGCCAGUUCGGAACUGCCACCCGCGUACCGGCUGCCUUUGCAAGCAAGGUUGAAGAUGGAGAUGAUCUCAUUCAGAUGGCGUCCUUGCCGCUGUCUUCUGUGACAGCGGUCUAUGUGCUGGAUCACGUUGCUCAUAUUCGCAAAGGCCGGUCGAUUUUGGUUCAGUCUGGUGCAAAAGAUGUCGGACUUGCACUCAUCUCUCUUGCCAAUGCUAAGGGCGCUCAUGUCUUCGCUACUGCAGAGACCAAAGAAGAAGCCAGGUUCAUUGUUGAGAAAUGCGGCUUGCUCGAGUCUCAUGUCUUGGUUGGAGCCACAAGCCUGGCUGCUCUUCAACAUGCGGCUCAGCUGACAGCUAGAGGAAAGUUCGACGUCAUUGUCAGCACUGCAUCGAGAGGCCAUUACCUGGAUUCGUAUCUGCAGGUCUUGUCGUCAGUAGGUCAUUUGGUGGAGCUGGAUCCUCAGGCUGUCGACUCGACACAGUCUACCAGCAUCAAAGCUUCCUAUAGCUCAGUCGACAUCUUUUCUGCUGUCGAGUCGGACCCAGAGCUUUGCCAGGAGCUCAUGCAGGCUGCCAAUGAGUACUAUCGUCAAGGCAUCGUCACUCUUCCUCCCAAUGUGACGACCACCGAUAUCUCUCAACUCUCGACUGUCAUUGGCGGUUUCAACAACCUCAUUGGCAAGCUGGUGGUGAGAUUUGACAACCCAAGCAGUUGGGUGCGAAUGAUUCCCGCUGCACCAGCUGUCACAUUUGAUCCUGAUGCUGCCUACGUCAUCACUGGCGCUCUCGGAGGUCUUGGUCAGUCUCUUGUUCGCUGGAUGGGUGACAGAGGUGCCCGGCAUCUGGUUCUUCUUUCUCGUCGUGAUAUCUCGACUGUGCCUGAUGCUCAAAAACUGGUCAACACUCUCGCCAAGCGCGACAUCCACGUCGAGUCUUUUGUGUGCGAUGUGAGCAGCAAGGAGCAGGUCGACACUGUGAUUCAACAAAUCUCGGCUGAACGUCCCAUCAAAGGUGUUGUUCACGCGGCGGUCUCCUAUCUGGACCUCACCUUUGACAAACUCUCGGCAUCAAGAUGGAAUGACGGUCUCUCAGCCAAGGUCCAAGGAACCAAGAAUCUCCAUGAGGCCACCUUGCCCAUGCCGCUCGACUUCUUCGUCAUGACCACCUCGGCCUUGUCUGUUUUUGCGUUUGCCACACAGGGUGCCUAUACCGCUGCCAACAACUUCCAAGAUGCAUUUGCUCGGUAUCGACGCAACCUCGGUCUCCCUGCCUCGACGGCCUCUUUCAGUUUGAUCAAAGAGGUCACAGAAGUCGGCACCAGCGACCUCACGGUAGACCUCUUUGAGCGCAACAAGACCCUCACCUUGACAGAGUCGCAGUUCCUGACCAUGUUUGAGCCAGCAUUCCUCAACAACACGACACACACAACUGCUGGAGCGGCGGCCUGGUCUGGUAAGGACGAUGAUCCGUUGUCGGCAGCCAAUGUGCACACCUACCUGGACCCAGCAGCCUUGAUGACCAAGAAGCGACAAGACACCUCAUCCUCCCAGGCAACACCAAAGUGGUACACCGAUGCCCGCAUCUCCCUCAUGAUGCGCGCCUUCCUUGAUGCCCAACAUCACGAGUCAGCCAGCUCCGGCGCGGCUCUUGAUACAGAAGGAUCAAAGAACACGCCUGCCUCAAUUAGAAGGAACUUUGAGGCGGCGGUUGCGGGCGGUGACAAGGCUUCCACAGUGGAGUUUGUAGAGGAUGCGAUUACUCGCGUGGUGGCGGACAUGUUGUUUGUUGAUGUGGAGGGUAUUGACCCGGCCAAGUCGGUGGCGGACUUGGGAGUGGAUAGUCUGAUUGCGGCGGAGUUGAGGAACUGGUUUUUGCAGGCGUUGGGGACCAGUAUUAGUAUGCUUGAUUUGUUGGAUCCGAGUGUGAGCAUUAGUUCGAGGGCGGAGGGGAUUACUGAGAAGGCGAUUGAGGUGAAGGGGUGAAGGGGAUGAGUUUGGGGAUGGCGUUUUGGGGUGAUACAGGGUUGGGGCGUUUGGUCUGCGAUUUACCUUGAGGCGUUAAUCCUUUUAGCAUGAUUGAAUGAUUAGAUUGAUACAUGUUUUCACCAGGUGCUUGAUUCUUCUAUGCCACACACCUAGG